AUGGCUAAUUUCUUCAUGGAAUAUCUAGAAAAAACGGCUUUAAACUCUGCCACCCACAAACCCUCCCAUUGGGGUUCCGCUAUGUAUCUCCACGCCGACUCGAACCAUCAUCCAGCUCAAAAAAAUAGCAUUAUGAAAACACUCUUCCACAGAGCUAAAUCAAUCUCAUCCGCCGACUCCAUUCAUCAAGAAAUAACUCACCUAAAACACAUAUUCCAAGCCAACGGUUAUAAUAGACGGUCAAUAGAAAAAGCCUUAUCCCCCACCACCAAAAAACCAAAACCCAACAACACUGACCGAAAUCACAAACACAAUAAUAAAGUGUUCCUACCCUACAUAAAGGGAGUCACAGACAAAAUAGCCAAAUUGCUAACCAAAAGGAACAUCUCCACAGUGUUCCUUCCCACUGCAAAAAUCGCCAACUUAUUAAACAACCCAAAAGACAUCCUCCCACCUACAGAUUACCCAGGAAUAUACAAAAUCCCAUGCCACUGUGGAAAAGUCUAUAUUGGCAUGACGUCCCGCUCAGUUCGUGCUAGAACAAAGGAGCACGAACGUCAUUUAAGGCUAAGCCAACCGGACAAAUCAGCGGUGGCGGAACACGCCAUCGCUGAAAAACAUAACAUUGAUUUUCAAAAAACAUCAGUACUGAUAAAGAACCCCGAUCCCUCACAUCUACCAUUUCUGGAGGCCAUAGAGAUCCUGAAACACCCGUUAAAUUUCAACAGGGACUCCGGGACACAACUCAAUCCCAUAUGGUCCCCCCUCUUAAAAAUAACGAACUAA
Molecule: messenger RNA, 786 nt
Organism: Pediculus humanus corporis (human body louse)
Lineage: Eukaryota; Metazoa; Arthropoda; Insecta; Psocodea; Pediculidae
Exons: 2
Coding region: 1-786 (261 amino acids)
Source: RefSeq, a predicted model, not a curated record